AUAAACAAAGCGGUCUGCUUUCCAUCCAUCGCUUAUGCAAAACUUUGUCCGGUGCGUUCAUAUUCCAUUUUUUCGCACAUUAAUUUGUAAUAGCAGUGUUCUCACUAUCGGAGUACGUUUUGCUCAAAUCUGAGUUCGAAUCUUCGGUAAAAUAUCAUUGUUGUCGUUGAAGCAAAGACAAAAUUCGAAAACCACACGAAAGUCACAGUGCGCAGAAGCCUCUAGUUACAACAAUGGCUCUUAAUCCGAAUUAUGAAGAAAUCGGCAAAACUUUCAUCACGCAAUACUACGCUAUGUUUGAUGAUCCAGCCAACCGGCCUGGACUGGUGAAUUUGUACAACGCAGAACUAUCCUUUAUGACGUUUGAAGGACAACAAAUACAAGGUGGUGCCAAAAUUUUGGAAAGAAUCCAGGGUCUCGCAUUCCAAAAGAUUCAACGUGUGUUGACGGCAGUCGAUAGUCAGCCAAUGUUUGACGGAAGCAUUCUUAUCAAUGUACUUGGCCGGCUUCAAUGUGACGAUGAUCCACCCCAUGCAUAUUCCCAAACAUUUGUGCUGAAACCCGCCGGAACUUCGUUUUUCUGUGCCCAUGAUAUGUUUCGUCUUAACAUUCACAACUCUGCUUAAAAUUGAUCACAUAUCGAGGUGUAAAGCUUGUUAUCGUACAUUCCUGUUUUUCAAAGCACAACUGAUACUGCUAUUUGCAAAACACUUAUCAAUAUACAAAACUGUUGUAAAUCUCGUUUCUGAUGCAUCAAUAAUGUUUUGAAGAAAAUUAAAUGAAUAAAAUAAACCUAACCUA
This is a messenger RNA of Anopheles bellator, 801 nucleotides long. Its product is annotated as probable nuclear transport factor 2. Gene Ontology annotation, biological process: protein import into nucleus. Gene Ontology annotation, cellular component: nuclear pore central transport channel. The record is from RefSeq and is a predicted model, not a curated record. Lineage: Eukaryota; Metazoa; Arthropoda; Insecta; Diptera; Culicidae. The transcript is spliced from 4 exons. The coding region runs from base 234 to 626 and encodes 130 amino acids.